Cuscuta epithymum is the source of this 732-nucleotide messenger RNA. The record is from the annotation of a GenBank genome assembly. Lineage: Eukaryota; Viridiplantae; Streptophyta; Magnoliopsida; Solanales; Convolvulaceae.
UUUCCAGUAAUAGAAAGAAUAGGGGCUGUGGCUUAUAAACUAGCAUUACCAGAAGGAAGCAGGGUACAUCCUGUAUUUCAUGUGUCAUUAUUGAAGAAAAGGGUGGGAAUGAGUGACACUGUGUCCAGCAAGUUUCCUGCCAUGAAUGAAGAAGGUAAUAUCAUACUGUUACCAGCUGGUGUUUUGGCUAGAAGAAUAGUCAAAAGGAAUAAUGCUGUUGUAGUACAAUGGUUGAUCAAGUGGGCACAUUUACAGCAAGAUGAAGCAACCUGGGAAGAUUAUGAUGUUAUCAUCAAGCAGUUUCCAGAAGUAAAAGCUUGGGGACAAGCUUUGGAGAAAGAAGGGGGCAAUGUUACAAUAAGGCCUUCUAUAUUUGGGCCUAAGUGGUGUAUUUGGAUCUCCAUCUAAUAACAAGCUCACGCGACAUCGACACCGACCUCCAGCAAAAACGAAAGCAACCACCAUUGGGACGCCACUGAGAAGAGGCGGCGACGGCCAGCGACGCCGAUUAUCUUCUUCUUCUUCGCUGCUCCUCUCUCGCCGUCGUUGGGUUCAUCUCUUUCAUCCCAACAACCCUAAUUGAUGGAAAUUUCAGUUCUAUGGUGACGAUUUCAUAUCUGUGACAUAUAUUUGUGUGGAGGCGAGGGGCAAAUCGGUGAUUUAGAUGACAGAAAUGGUGGACAAAGAUGGCUAGGGUUUGGUCUGGGUAGUGGCGGUAGAGUUGGGUGACGA